Messenger RNA from Anopheles stephensi (Asian malaria mosquito), 2352 nucleotides. It is a transcript of the gene UGP, whose product is annotated as UTP--glucose-1-phosphate uridylyltransferase. The record is from RefSeq and is a predicted model, not a curated record. Gene Ontology annotation, cellular component: cytoplasm. The coding region runs from base 269 to 1915 and encodes 548 amino acids. Gene Ontology annotation, biological process: UDP-alpha-D-glucose metabolic process; glycogen metabolic process. NCBI's taxonomy places the organism in Eukaryota, Metazoa, Arthropoda, Insecta, Diptera, Culicidae. The transcript is spliced from 3 exons. Gene Ontology annotation, molecular function: UTP:glucose-1-phosphate uridylyltransferase activity.
CGCUAUCGCAGCUUCAGUAUCGUUAGGCGAUCGUGUGCUUCGUUGUGUAUAGAUCGUUGGGUCUGCUGCUGUACUGGACGGCCUGCUCUGGAGCAACAAUAACGCUUCCACGGACUAUUCCCACGGGCUUUGCCGUACACGUGUUUCAAGAACGCAGCGUCCGUAACCCCGCUCGGGAGAACGAAUUCAAAAAGCUGGCGGCGGAAACGUCGAGAAGUGCGGACAUCGUCGACAGAAACCAUCAUCAACGCCGGACCGAGCCGUGGCGAUGCUGGGGCUACAGAAUUCGUGCAUCGUGCUGAACGCCAAGGCAGUCAACAGUGGCGGUGGCGUUGGGACCGAUGGCGGUGGAAAAGUGCAUUUUAAAAUGCUUAAUCCAUGUGCGGCGGCCGGCAUUGGGCAGGUGCGCGGUCACCAGCGCAUACCGUCCGACACGAAAGAGUUCCACGAAGCGACGAAACGCGAUGCGCUGAUGCGGCUCAAGAAGGACCUCGACCACCUGCUGGAAACGGUCGAGGAAACGCGCAAAACGGGCGUGCAGAAGGAAAUGUGCGGGUUCGAGGCACUGUACCAUCGGUUCCUGCAGGAGGACGGCCCUUCGGUCGAGUGGGAUCGCAUCGAGAAGCUCCCAGAGGGCGCGGUGAAGGACUAUUCCACACUCAAGCUGCCACAGGAAGCGCACAUCCGCGACAUGCUCGACAAGCUCGUGGUGGUGAAGCUGAACGGUGGUCUCGGCACGUCGAUGGGCUGCCACGGGCCGAAAAGUGUGAUCCCGGUGCGGAAUGACCUAACGUUCCUCGACCUCACGGUGCAGCAGAUCGAGCAUUUGAACAAAAAGUACAACGCCAACGUGCCGCUGGUGCUGAUGAACUCGUUCAACACGGAUGUGGACACGGAGAAGGUGAUCCGAAAGUACAAAGGCUUCCAGGUGCAGAUCUACACAUUUAACCAAAGCUGCUACCCUCGCAUCAGUCGAGACUCGCUGCUGCCCAUCGCGAAGGACUUUGAUAUCGAGAACGACAUCGACGCAUGGUACCCACCGGGUCACGGCGAUUUCUACCAAUCGUUCCAGAACUCGGGCCUGCUGAGAAAGUUCAUCGAGGAGGGUCGCGAGUAUUGCUUCCUGUCCAACAUCGACAAUCUGGGCGCGACGGUUGACAUAAAGAUACUGAACCGCCUGAUUGGAGACGACCGGCAGGGUGACAAACCGAUCGAGUUCGUGAUGGAGGUGACGGAUAAGACGCGCGCCGACGUGAAAGGUGGCACGCUGAUUAACUACGAGAACAAGCUGCGGCUGCUGGAAAUCGCCCAGGUCCCGAAGGAGCACGUCGAUGACUUCAAGUCGGUGAAGACGUUCAAGUUCUUCAACACCAACAACAUCUGGGCCAGGUUGGAGUCGAUCGAGCGUGUGCUGAACGCGAAAACGAUGAACAUGGAAAUCAUCGUCAACAACAAAACGCUGGACAAUGGGAUGCGUGUGAUCCAGCUCGAGACGGCCGUCGGUGCAGCGAUGAAGUGUUUCGACGGUGGCAUCGGUAUCAAUGUGCCGCGGUCGCGGUUCCUGCCGGUGAAAAAGACCUCCGACCUGCUGCUUGUUAUGUCCAACCUGUACAGCCUGAAGUACGGCUCGCUGGUAAUGUCCCCGCAGCGCAUGUUCCCUACCACGCCGCUGGUCAAGCUGGGCGACAAUCAUUUCAGCAAGGUGAAGGAAUUCCUGAGCCGCUUUGCGAAUAUUCCCGACUUGAUCGAGCUGGACCAUUUGACCGUGUCCGGUGACGUUACGUUCGGCCGAGGGGUUUCGUUGCGGGGUACGGUCAUCAUCAUUGCUAACCAUGGCGAUCGUAUCGAUAUUCCGGCCGGUGCAAUCCUGGAGAACAAGAUCGUGUCCGGCAAUAUGCGCAUUCUGGAUCAUUAGGGUGAAUGCGCACGCGGCAAGGCCAGUAGGAAGAUACUCAGGAGAAGCAAACAUAGCGCAAAGUGUGCGAAGCAUGCGGAACAUACUAUUUUAACGUUGGUGGGAAUAUGCAGGUAGAUUGUAGUACGGAGGAAAAAAAGCAAUAUGGAAUACAUAACGGACGAACAAUGUUUCACAAAAGACGGAUAGGAAGCUCUCAUGUUUGGUUGUUUCGUUGAACGAUAAGUGCAGCACAAUUAGGGAAAGAGGGUUCGAAUCGGAAUUAAUAGAACAAUGAGUAAGUUUUGCAUGGUUAUUUAGAGGUUGAAUUUUCGUUGCGUUAAAAGAAAAGCGUUUUUUACAACAACAACAGUGGCUAGUGGCUUCUGUUCUAGUGAAUGUUUGAAUAAACGUAUCACAAACGUGUAAAAAAUGGUAACACGACUGAUUUACAUGGA